AUGGCCUUGACAAAACUCAACUUCAUUACUGGAAACAAAAAUAAGCUCGCCGAAGUCCGGUCUAUCCUCGGUGACGUUAUUGAGGUAGACAGCCAGACAGCCGAUAUCUCUGAGAUCCAGGGAACAGUCGAGGAGAUCGCUGAAGAAAAAGCCAGGCGGGCAGCUGAAGUGAUAAAUGGACCUGUCCUAGUGGAAGACAGUGCGCUCGAAUUCAGUGCCCUUAAGGGUUUCCCUGGACCCUAUAUAAAAUAUUUCCUCGAUGCUUUAGGCCUCGAGGGCUUAAAUAAGAUGCUCGAUGGAUUUGAGGAUAGGACAGCCGAGGCUGGUACAAUUGUCCGGCCACGAGGUCAAAUUAACUUUGGUUGGGACCCUAUCUUUGAGUAUGAUGGAAAAGCUACGUUUGCUGAGAUGAAGCAAGAGGAGAAGAACUUGGUCUCCCAUGGGCACAAGGCGCUAGUAAAGCUGCAGCAGUGGCUGGCUCACGGCCAAGAACAACUGACCUAG
This is a messenger RNA of Penicillium waksmanii, 504 nucleotides long. Its product is annotated as non-canonical purine NTP pyrophosphatase. The transcript has 6 exons. Bases 1 to 504 code for a protein of 167 amino acids. The record is from RefSeq and is a predicted model, not a curated record. Gene Ontology annotation, cellular component: cytoplasm. Gene Ontology annotation, biological process: nucleoside triphosphate catabolic process. NCBI's taxonomy places the organism in Eukaryota, Fungi, Ascomycota, Eurotiomycetes, Eurotiales, Aspergillaceae. Gene Ontology annotation, molecular function: nucleoside triphosphate diphosphatase activity.